Messenger RNA from Ricinus communis (castor bean), 774 nucleotides. RefSeq names its product non-functional pseudokinase ZRK2. Gene Ontology annotation, biological process: cell surface receptor signaling pathway; protein phosphorylation. Lineage: Eukaryota; Viridiplantae; Streptophyta; Magnoliopsida; Malpighiales; Euphorbiaceae. The coding region runs from base 1 to 774 and encodes 257 amino acids. The record is from RefSeq and is a predicted model, not a curated record. The transcript is spliced from 2 exons. Gene Ontology annotation, molecular function: protein serine/threonine kinase activity; ATP binding. Gene Ontology annotation, cellular component: plasma membrane.
AUGAGCUCUCCUAUCAGUGAGAUUGUGUUCGCAUCGCAAAUGAGCUCUCCUAUCAGUGAGAUUGUGUUCGCAUCGCAAAUGAGCUCUCCUAUCAGUGAGAUUGUGUUCGCAUCGCAAAUGAACUCUCAUAAAGAUGCUCUAAAACUGCUAGGAUGCUGCUUAGAGACUGAACUUCCAAUUCUAGUUUUUGAAUCUGCUGAAAAUGGAACACUUCAUGAUCGCAUUUAUAAUCCCCAUCUAGCUGGUUUUCAACCUUUAUCAUGGACAAAUAGGCUAAGGAUUGCAAUUGAUCAAGAUUAUGUUCCCAAGCUCACUGAUUUUUCUUUGUCCGCACCCAUUCCUGAAGGUGAAUACCAUAUAGAACAUGGAGUACGUACUGAGAAAGUCCCAAAGGAGACACUAGGAUUUCUUGCUGCGGAGUUCUUCUCAAAAAGUACUAUAAAUGAGAAGGUGGAUGUUUAUAGUUUCGGUGUAGUUCUCCUUUCGCUUUUGACUGGAAAGAGGAUGCAACAUCCUCUUCCUUUUGCAACUCCUGAGAAUUAUUUGGUGGACGGUCUGAAGGCAUAUGCGGAGACAAAAAGGUUUAACUAUGAAAUUGUAGUAGACCCCUUUAUUUUACAAGAGGGUCCCUGGCCUGGGAAAGAGCAGCAACUACAAAAGUUUUCUCUGCUUGCCCUUCAGUGCUCCUGUGAUCUUGAAGAAAAUAGGCCAGCAAUUACUGAAGUGGCAAAACAACUAAGGCAAAUCUAUCAGUCUGCAAGUAGUAAUUGUUGA